CAACUGGUCAUAUGCUGGAAAUAAGGCUGCAAUCUGUUGAAGACUUGGUCAUAAACUAUUUUUAGCUCUUCCCUUUCAUUAAGACAAGCACCCCCCGGAAUGCAAGCAAAACCUCCCCCGUAUGUCUUGUCUCUAAAAGAAGAUACCUUGAAAUUCUGUUUCUGUGGUGUCGGAGAUAUUUGGAGCUCCUAUUUUCUACCUCCACAAAUAGCUUUCCACCAAUCCUUUCCUCAACAUUAUUGUAACAUCCGCGUUUCUCCCAGUCCAUAUGUACUAUAAGCUGCCUUGGGGUUGUCCUAGGGAGUUUUAACAAUGGCAAACCCAAAGGCCUGUGUCCGUUUUCUCUUCCUUUCCCUUCUCACGUUUUUUUCUUUGUCUCUAGCAUUAACUGAUGGCGAGGUAGCAUAUAUUGUGCGCCGCCAGCUUUUGACUCUCCCCGAGGAUGGAGACCUUUCCGAUGAUAUGUCAUUUGAGGUCGAUGUCAAUAUUGGGUUCGAGAAUUCGAGGUUAAGACAAGCUUAUAUUGGCCUUCAGGCGUGGAAGAAAGCCGUCUAUUCUGAUCCGUUAAACUUUACGGCUAAUUGGGAUGGCCCUGACGUCUGUGCUUACACCGGUGUAUUCUGUGCACCAGCGCUAGACGAUCCCAAAACGAUCGUGGUUGCUGGGGUUGAUUUGAAUCAUGCCGACAUUGCAGGACAUCUCCCUGUUGAAAUCGGGCUUUUGACUGAUGUUAGCCUUAUUCAUUUGAAUUCCAACAGGUUUUGUGGAAUAAUUCCAAAGAGCAUCUCUAAACUAAAACUUCUUUACGAGCUCGACAUUAGUAACAAUCGCUUCGUUGGAUCUUUCCCUAAGGUUGUCUUGGAUUUACCAACUCUCAAAUACCUCGAUAUAAGGUACAAUGAUUUUGAAGGGUCUUUGCCUCCGGAACUCUUCCACAACGACCUUGAUGCUAUUUUUGUUAACAACAACCGAUUUCACUCCAACAUCCCCGAAAGCUUUGGCAAUUCCCCAGCUUCAGUAAUUGUGAUUGCCAACAACAAAUUCACUGGAUGCAUUCCAACCAGCAUUGGCAAAAUGGGAAACACAUUGGAGGAGGUUCUUUUCUCGAACAACAUUUUCUCCGGUUGCAUGCCUGAGGAAAUUACACUAUUGAAUGGCACGAUCAUUAUUGACGUAAGCAGCAACAAGUUAAUUGGAGACCUGCCUGAAGGUCUGGAGUAUCUGCAGCAAGUGGAAACCUUAGAAAUUGCAAACAACAUGUUCAGAGGGAAUGUCCCUGAAACAGUUUGCAGCUUACCAAAUUUGAAGAAUUUCACGUUCUCUUCCAACUACUUUACAGCCAAGGAUCCAAUGUGCGAACCCAAGGCAGUGCAAGACCUUUUCGUGGAUGACAAAAAUAAUUGUUUCCCAGGGAAGAACCAAAGAUCGGAAAAGGCCUGCAAGGCUGCCUUGAGUCGGCCUGUGAAUUGCACAGCUACAGGCUGCAGACCUUCAAACCCAGGCAUUGGUUCAAAGCCCCCGCAUGAACCUACUCCAUCGCCAAAGCCUGUAGCUCCGCCAAGGAAUAAGCCUGUCCCACCACAGGAGAAACAUCCUUCCACCCCAUCAGCACCAAAACCACAGCCACCAAAGCCAGAGACACCAAAUAUUUCGCCUUCUUCUCCACCCCCACCAAGUCCUAAACCGAAGUCUCCACAACAACCAAAGGCUUCUUCUCCACCUUCCACCACCAAACCCCCACCAGUUGCCUCAUCCCCUCCACCUCCACAAAUUUUGUCUCCUCCGCCUCCAAAUCCAAAAUCAAAGACUCCACAACAACCAAAGGCUUCUUCUCCAAACCCACCAAGUCCAAAACCAGCUCCUACACCAAAACCUUCUAACUCAUCUCCUUCACCAGCACCUUCUAAGUCAGUAAAACAGAGUCCACCACCAUCAAAGUCCACACCUUCGCCCCAAGCACCAGUUUCUUCAUCACCUCCUCCUGUUCAAUCACCGACUCCACCACCAGUUAUCCACUCUCCAAGUCCCACACCUAAACCUUCUAAGCCAAAUCACUCACCCGCACCUUCUCCCGAGCCAAUGAAAUCAACUCCACCACCACAGAAAUCUACCCCAUUACCCUCACCACUGGUUCAGUCGCCACCACCAUCUGCAGUCCACUCACCGCCUCCACCAGUUUCCUCCCCACCACUUCCUGUCCUCUCACCCUCUCCACCAGUUUCUUCUCCACCACCUCAAGUCCACUCACCACCUCCACCUGUUUUCUCCCCACCACCACCAGUCCACUCACCCCCUCCACCAGUUUCCUCCCCACCACCUCCACCUGUUUUCUCCCCACCACCACCAGUCCACUCACCACCUCCACCUGUUUCCUCCCCACCACCACCACCAGUCCGCUCACCACCUCCACCUGUGUCCUCCCCCCCACCACCGGUGCACUCACCACCUCCACCAGUUUUCUUCCCACCACCACCAGCGCAUUCACCCCCUCCACCAGUUUUCUCCGCACCACCACCAGUGCAAUCUCAACCACCACCGACUCCAGUCUUGUCUCCACCACCUCCAGUGCAGUCACCGCCACCACCAACCACAUUUGAAGACAUCCCGCUCCCACCAAACUUGGGCUUCCAGUACGCAUCCCCACCACCACCAAUUUUCCCAGGCUAUUAAA
Olea europaea var. sylvestris is the source of this 2671-nucleotide messenger RNA. Its product is annotated as pollen-specific leucine-rich repeat extensin-like protein 1. The record is from RefSeq and is a predicted model, not a curated record. Lineage: Eukaryota; Viridiplantae; Streptophyta; Magnoliopsida; Lamiales; Oleaceae. The transcript has a single exon. Bases 313 to 2670 code for a protein of 785 amino acids. Gene Ontology annotation, molecular function: protein binding.